Mandrillus leucophaeus (drill) is the source of this 939-nucleotide messenger RNA. Its product is annotated as olfactory receptor 1F1. The coding region runs from base 1 to 939 and encodes 312 amino acids. NCBI's taxonomy places the organism in Eukaryota, Metazoa, Chordata, Mammalia, Primates, Cercopithecidae. Gene Ontology annotation, cellular component: membrane. The record is from RefSeq and is a predicted model, not a curated record. The transcript has a single exon. Gene Ontology annotation, molecular function: G protein-coupled receptor activity; olfactory receptor activity. Gene Ontology annotation, biological process: G protein-coupled receptor signaling pathway.
AUGAGCCGGACAAACCAGUCGAGCGUCUCCGAGUUCCUCCUCCUGGGACUCUCCAGGCAGCCCCAGCAGCAGGAUCUCCUCUUUGUGCUUUUCCUGAGUAUGUACCUGGCCACCAUCCUGGGGAACCUGCUCAUCAUCCUGGCUGUCAGCACAGACUCCCGCCUGCACACCCCCAUGUACUUCUUCCUCAGCAACCUGUCCUUUGUGGACGUCUGCUUCUCCUCCACCACCAUCCCCAAGAUGCUGGCCAAUCACAUACUCGGGACUCAGACCAUCUCCUUCUCUGGCUGUCUCACGCAGAUGUAUUUCGUUUUCAUGUUUGUGGACAUGGACAAUUUCCUCCUGGCUGUGAUGGCCUAUGACCGCUUUGUCGCUGUGUGCCACCCCUUACAUUACACAGCAAAGAUGACCCAUCAGCUCUGUGCCCUGAUGGUUGCUGGAUCGUGGGUGGUUGCCAACCUGAAUGUCCUUCUGCACACCCUGCUGAUGGCUCGACUCUCAUUCUGUGCAAACAAUGCCAUCCCUCACUUCUUCUGCGAUGUGACUCCCCUCCUGAAACUCUCCUGCUCGAACACACACCUCAAUGAGGUCAUAAUCCUUAGUGAGGGUGCCCUGGUCAUGAUCACCCCAUUUCUUUGCAUCCUGGCUUCCUAUAUGCACAUCACCUGCACUGUCCUGAGGGUCCCAUCCACAAAGGGAAAGUGGAAAGCCUUCUCCACCUGUGGCUCUCACCUGGCUGUGGUUUUCCUCUUCUAUGGCACCAUCAUUGCUGUGUAUUUUAAUCCUUUGUCCUCCCACUCAGCUGAGAAAGACACUAUAGCUACCGUGUUGUAUACAGUGGUGACCCCCAUGCUAAACCCUUUCAUCUACAGCCUGAGGAACAGGUCCUUGAAAGGGGCUUUGAAGAAAGUAGUUGGCAGGGUGGUGUUUUCUGUCUGA